UUGGUAACACCGGUGCGCUAAAAAAGCUUGCAAACUUCACGCACCUAACCUGCGCUGGACAUCGACUCGUCCGUAUCUCCAAACUCUGGGAAAAUGUAUAUUGAUUUUUCAAAGAAAAGUCAACCGAUGUAACAAAACACUACUCGUCGAGUGUUUAUACGCGAAGUGAAGUGCCGCGGUGGACGUGCAGCGUCGUCGACAUGGUGCGACGGGGCCCGUCGGCGCGCCCCGAGUGAGGUCGGAGAGAGUGUCGCGUCGCUCGGCCGACGGCCCGCAGCCCUGCGGCCGCGGUCCGGCGCGUCAUGGACGCCGGCGCCGACCCGCUGCGAGCCGCCAGGCCGUGAGUAUCGCCGCCAGCGGCCCACGCCGUCGAUUAUUUCGGUCCCCGCGAGCCCCGUGAGCCCGACCGCCGCGCCGUUGCGAAACGGCCGCCGCGCUCGUCGAACGGACGUUCUCCCGCUACCGCGGCCUCCGCGCUGCGCCAUUUCGAAACGUCGCCUCGUCCGCGAGCUGAGGACGGGCCGAUAGCGAUCGGCGAGGCGGCGAGCGCGGCGCCCGAGCGUGACCGCCUCCGCCCGCGCGGGCCCCGGCCCCGGCCCGGCCCGUGCGCGUGAAUGACUCCGCGCUCGGGCUCGCCGCUCGUGUUUACAGUUUUUGCUGCGGCUCCGGUGCGCCGCCCUUUGUCCGGUGGGUCGGCGGAGGCGCUGGUCGGGCUCGCGAGGCGCGCUCGCCAGUGAGUUAUGGCCGGCCGCUGCCCGCUAGUGCAUGCGAGCCGUGCACCGCGCGCCACACGUACCUAACGUACGCGCCUAUCUAUAGCUAUACGCGGCGAAGGCUGCGAGACGCGAGUACGUACUACUCAAACAAAGCGUUUUGCCCACAAAUCCAUAGUGGCAGGCUCGCACGGGCAGCGGUCGUGUUCUUUGUGAAACGUCGCGCGCGGAGUCGCGGGUGAUGUCAUGUGGCCUGCCGCUUCGGCUCUGGGAACAUCUGGCCGAUUGUCACUCGUUAAUUUUAGUCUGCAUUUUGAGGUUAGGUGGUGAUUAGUGUCGCAAGUGAUCGGUGCAGCCGUCGGAACGUACCAGUGGUUCAACUCAGUGUCCAGUGCGUGGCCGUGUCGCAGUGUGUCAGUGCACAUGAACAGUGAGAGUGCAGACAGUAUGCGCCUCGCGAGGGUCGCGCUCUGUGAGCCAUUGCCAGUGAGUUUGUCACGCCAAUAACUCACAGCAGCCCUCGGUGACAGGUGACAGUGUUGAAUGUGUUGGAAGUCAGCAGUGCCCGCAGGAGGCUUGUAGUGAGCCAGCGGCAGUGGACAGUGGAUGUGACCAGCCGCCCGCCUCAUGCUCAGGUGAUGUUCCUGUUCUCACACCCACACAGGGAGGAGGGCGAUGAUAAGCCGAAGCCGCCGGAGAGCCAGGACGACGGGUACGAGACGAGCAACAGCGGCGAGGCGGCGCGACGCAAGCCCUCCAGCGCCGAGGGCUCGCCCGCGCCGCCGCCCGAGCCCUCGCCGCCGCCCGACCCGCCCUACGAGCCCAUGAUGCGCUACCCGCAACCAGAACCAGAACCCUAUAGACAUUUCGAGCAGCCCGCGCCGCCGGGGCUCUCGGCGCCGGAGCCGCAGUACUUCCCGUUCCCCAAGUACAGCGAGCCGUACGCGUUCAAGCGCGAGGACGUGCCGUACGACAUGAGCCAGCAGCAUGCGCACGCGCACGCGCACCAGCAACACCACCAACAGCACCAAUACGCGCUGCCGCACCAGCAGAAGCGAGACGAAGACAUCUACAAUGGCAUCAAGCGCGAGUGCGAAGACCCGUACUCGUUCGCGGAGGAGGAGGCGGCGAUGUGCGCGAUGCUGCAGCAGCCCGCGCCGCACGCGCUGCUGCACGAGCACCACCUCAUGCACCCGCAGCAGAUGCUGCUCAACCAGCCCAAGAAGCGCGGCCGCAAGAAGAAGAUCAAGGACGAGAACGGUAUGGAGAUAAAGACGGAGGGCAUGGAGGGCGCGCUGGUGCCGCGGCCGGUGAAGGAGCGCAAGAAGCACGACCGGUUCAACGGCAUGAGCGAGGAGGAGGUGUCGCGCCGCACGCUGCCCGACCACCUCGCCGAGAACCUCGACAUCAUCAUUAUCGGCAUAAACCCGGGUCUGUUCGCGGCGUACAAGGGGCACCACUACGCGGGCCCCGGCAACCACUUCUGGAAGUGUCUCUACCUGUCCGGACUCACCAGGGAGCAGAUGAGCGCCGAUGAAGACUACAAGCUGUUGAACUUCGGCAUCGGUUUCACGAACAUGGUGCCGCGGCCGACCAAGGGCUCGGCGGACCUGACGCGGCGCGAGAUCAAGGAGGGCUCCGCGGUGCUGCUGGAGAAGCUGCAGACCUUCCGGCCCAAGGUGGCCGUCUUCAACGGGAAGCUCAUCUACGAGGUGUUCUCCGGCAAGAAGGACUUCUGCUUCGGGAAACAACCGGACACCGUCGCCGGCACCAACACUUACAUGUGGGUGAUGCCGUCGUCGUCGGCGCGCUGCGCGCAGCUGCCGCGCGCGGCGGACAAGGUGCCGUUCUACGCCGCGCUGAAGAAGUUCCGCGACUACCUCAACGGACUCGUCGCGCACGUCGACGAGGCCGAGCUCGUGUUCCCCGACAACACCAGCCGCCGCCCGCAGGAGGAGAUGGAGAUCCGCAGUGUCGGCAGGCUCACAAUGGAGCCGGAACCAGGCGACACGAUCAUCCUGGAGGACGGCACUGAGGUGCCGCUUAAGAAGAAGCGAGGCCGACCCAAGAAGGUGAAGCUGGAGAACGGCGAGACCGCGCCGCCCACCCCCCGCGCCCCGCGCCAGCCGCGACCCCCGCCCACGCUCGACCCCAACGGAGACCAGCCACCCAAGAAGAAGCGUGGUAGACCCAAGAAAAUACGCCCCGAAGAACAACAGUUCCUCAUGCAACAACAACAACAGCAACAGCAACAACAGUCGAACCCCAUGCUGCAGUCGUCGCUGUCGUCGCUGUCGUCGCUGCCGCACGAGCAGGGCUACCUGGCGCCGCACGCGGGCGAGUUCCCGCAGCAGCUCGGCUCGCUGCCGUCGCUGCCGUCGCCGCUGGCGCAGGGCUCGCUGCUGUACUCGCACGCGCACCCCGCGCACCCGGCGCACGCGCACCAGGCCAUGCCCGACGGCGCCGGCUACUUCCAGCCGCAGCCGCAGGCCCAGCCCGCCGGCGGAGACGGCACACCAUGCGACAUGUCCGGCAUGGACUCGCCACUGGACGUGUCGUCGGCGCUGGGCAUGUCGCGCGGGUACUCGUCGCCGGGCGGCGGCGUGGGCGGCGUGGGGUACUGCUCGUCGCCGCGCGGCGUGUACGCGUCGCCCGCGUCGCAGGCGUACAGCCCGGGCGGGCGCGCGGCGCCGUCGCCGGCGGGCGGCGCGGGCGGCGCGGGGGGCGGCGCGGGCGGCGGGUACGGCUCGCCCGCCGGCCGCGCCUUCAGCGCGCGCUCGCCCAUGUACGCGCACAGCCCCGCGCACCAACCCUACCACCAUCCGCACCAGCAAUCGAGUCCUGCUCAGCAACCUCGAUUCUCGCAGUCGCCUCAUCCGCACCAUCCACUACCCUACGCACGCUCGCCCGCACCACAGACGCAGUCACGGCCGUACUCGCGGUCUCCGGUGCCGUCGGGCGCGGGGGUGGUGGGCGUGGGAGUGGGGGUGGGAGGCAACACCACGCCGUUCCCGGCCGCGUCGCCCGCAGGCGGCGGCUACACGCCCUCGCCCGCGCACACUCCCUACAGCCACCGCUCCUCGCCUGCGCCCUCCUCACGCACUCCCACAUACACAGACGCGCAUCACUUCCCACAUCAGAGCGGCAGCGGCGGCAGCGCGUUCGGCGGCGAGCUGGGCAGCGAGAUCGGCGCGGCCAUCUCGUCGCCGGGCCCGGUGUCGCCCGGCAUGGCGGCGCUGGACUUCGAGCCGCCGCGCGACCCCGAGCGCGCCGCCAGCCCCGCCAGCGCCGACCUGCACCCCGCCUCCAACUCCGACUCCUCGCUCUCCGACUACAACAAGACGUCGGUGGGCGGCGAGAUGUCGCCGGCGGGCGUGGGCGCGGGCUCGUUCGGCGCGCUGUACGAGGGCGAGCCGCGCCUGCAGUACCCGCACGCGCCGCACGCGCUGCACGCGCAUGCGCACUCGCCCGCCGCGCAGGACAAGGACCACUACCACUACCGGCAGGACCAGGGGAGCGGUGUAUCCGAGAGCCCAAGAUUAGACCAGAUGCACCAGCAUCAAUCCAUGUAUCCCAACAACUUCAACCGGUCGACGCCGCCGGGUCCAGUGGCGGAGGGUCCGUUCUCACCGCUGCCUGCCGCGUUCCGCCCGCCCGAACACCCGCACACGCCACACACGCCGCAUACACCACACACACCGCACACGCCGCUACAUCACCAGCCCGGUUCUCCGGGUGACUACAGCGGCACAGUGAAACCGAAGUCGCAAGACGUCGCGUCCAAGUCCCUGUCGGGUCUGGAAUCGCUCGUGGACCAGAUCCCGUCGAUAGCGGAGGGUCCGGGCGGCGCGGCGGGCGUGGCGGGCGGAGUGGGCGGCGUGGGGGGAGUGGCGGGGGUCGGCGGCGUGGGGGGCGUGGGCGGCGUGAGUGCGGGCGCGACCGAGCAGCCCGCGCCGGCGCCCGUGCCCGCGCUGCCCGAGUACGCGCCCGCGCUCUACGGGCCCUACGGCGCGUACGGCGGCGCCGCCUACGGGAACAACGGGUACGGCGGUCCGUUCGUGGGGUACGGCGGCGGCUGGGGCGCGACGGUGAUGCGGCCGGCGCCGGGCUACCUGCCCGAGUGGCAGUACGGGUACGGCGCGGGGGUGCCGCCCGCCUACGCGCCCUACAACGCGCCCUACUACAACGGGUACGCGCCGCCGCCUGCCCAUCACCAGCAGGCGCACUACCUGUCGGCGCCGCCGCUGAUCGACCUGCACAAGAACGGCGAGCACGCGGGCGGCGUGCCGGCCGUGCCCUCCGUGCCCUCCGUGCCGUCCGUCGGCUUCGGCGGCUUCUGUUAGUGCACUCACGCGACCACACUGUACAUACCACACGCGGACUUUUUAUCUGUCGUUUUAACGAGGUACGUGAUUUGUUUCUUUUGUAAGCGAUCGUCAGUAUUGUGGAGGACUGUUUGUGGUUGAAUCUCAGCGCCCGGCGCCGGCCGCGCGGCCGCUGCAGACUGCAGUGCCGGACUGCAGUGAUGUGCUCCCGCGCACGGGCUGCAGCGGCGCGAGAGGCGCCGGCGCCGGCUCGAUAAACUAUAGUGUAAGUAGCGAAAUUGGACUGAUGUAUCGACUCGAAUGGCGGUUUUUUAUCGAAUUAAUACAAUUUUUGUAAAGCAAUCGUUAGUGAUGUAAUUUAAUCUUUUUCAAAUUGAUGAGCUUAAUUUAUAGGUGGUUUAUUUGUAAAUAUUGUAUGUAUUAUUAUUUUGAUUCAUCACAUAUUUCUUUUAUUAUUAUUAUUUAAACUAAUCGCUCGUUACAUCACAGGUUAUAUCGCAAUUUGUAUAACCCUCUAUGUUGUGGACAUGUUUAUCGUAACCCAGUUAGAGCCGCGAAUGAAACAAGAGUAUAAUACAAUAAAACUGGUACCAAAACUUUCGAUGAAAGACUUUGACAAGUCGGAAUGAAAGCGAAUAAAGUUUAAGCAUAUCCACAGUGUGAAGGGUGUGUUUGUGCGCGUGAGCGGCGGCGGUGAGCGGCGGCGGCGAGCGGGCGCGGGUACCGACGUAUUCGGAGAGUCUGUGAUCCUCGUCAUGUCUAACUAACUAAUGGCCAUUGUUAUUGCCAUACGGAAAAAAUGUGUUCGGAAACGUUCGAUAUGGAGUGGCGCACGCGCAGUGCUGUCGGUCGCGGUUGUGUCCGGAGUGACAGCGGUGGCGGUACAUAGAGGCCAUAUUAUGAGACGAUACGAAAUGGGAUUUUCUACUGUCUGUAUGUUGUAACAAUCUAUGUUUCUACGUUUGUAAUAUGAGGCUUAUUAUGUGGCGAAACCGCUACAAAACCCAAGCUGUACAAGCUAACACGAUUGUGAUCUCAUUGGUAUAUAAGAAUGUGACAUUAAUGAUCUUUGUUUAAGUUAAUUAUGAAUUAAAAUAUCUUUUCGCUGUGAUAUUGAGAACUUGGUAUUGGUUUAGUACAGGCGGUAAUUGUUAAACUAACGCGUGGGUCGUGUUAGCUUGCCGGCUGAGAUGGACUUGUUUAGUCGAUGCUGCUUUCCAGUACACAGUUUUUGUGAAUAUGUCCAUAAAUGUGUAAAUUUUACAUAUGACACAGUUAUCGUGGUAUUUGCAGCUCGCUGUGUACUCGCGAGCAGUCUCGAUGUUCGCGCGAGGGACCGACGCUCGUGGGCGGUGCACACUCGUGGCAGAAUCCUUAACAUUUAUUCGUUAUUCAUUUGGGAUUCAGCCAGAAAUUGUUAUACGAAGUCUUGCCAAUGAUGUGUUUCGCUCUAGUCACUUAUUAAUUCGUGUCGGCUAGUCAAAAUGAUAACGUACCCUGCGCCGCACCUCGCCCCCGACACUUGUCGCGCCGAUAUUAUAUAUUAUAUAGAAAAAAAUAUUAUUUUUUGUAUCUAAGUCACAAGAACGGCCUACGAAAGGAAUAACGUAUACUUUUUAUUUUUUAGAAUUUAGUUUGUAAUGUUUUGUGACACUAUUUAUAAUUAGCAUUUUGUAUUCUACUGUCGCAACGAGGCGGCCAUUUUGUCGGCGCGGUCAAUGACUGUCUGUGGUGCGCGGAUAUAAACUUGUGGAUCAUUUUUUAAUGAAUAUUUUAUGAGGUAUUGUAUUUUCCAUGUUACCAACAAUGGUUACUUUUUUUUUAUAAAAAAAUAUAUUUUUAAAUCUUUUUAAAAUCCUAUUGUGUUGUUACCAACCGAAAAGAAAUGUGUAAAGGUUUUUUGGCCUUACCUGUAUAAUGAAUUGUAUAAUUAUCCCGUCGAGCACCGCAGAAGGAAGUCAGUGGGCGCGCCAUUGCCAUGGACACCGUGCAUUUUACUAAACGUUACCCGAUCAGUUACAUUAGCUUGGAGUCGCUAGUGAAAUAGCAUAAUUUUACAAUAAUUAUUGAUAACCUAUAUUUUUAUUAUACGCGCCAUUUUAUUAUAAGGCCAUUGACGUGAGAAUAAAUAAUAAUUUAAAACUUGUCGGAAUGCGUCCAGUCUUACAGAAUAUUGUGUUAAAUUGUAAACUGAAAUAGCACAGAUUGCAUUUACUUAUUUUUAUUUUAUUUUGACGUUUUGCUUACACAUUUACACUAUUUGCAAAUCCAAAAACAUUACCACUACGUAUGUUUUGAAUAAUUUGAUUUAUUUAUUAAGUAAAUAUAGCUUUAUAAUCAAAAAAGUACUACGCAGUUAUUUAAAGCUUUAAAAUAUUUUGAUUUAGCCUGAAAACUAAUCAAGGACAUCGCGUAAUUGUGUAGUGAGCGUCGCACGAAAGUUAAUAUUUAUUCUCACGGCACUUCUUGUACCGACUGGUAACAACCUCUAGGUUUAGUUGAACGGUUACGAAGCAUAAUGUUUACAUAGGGUGCUGAUUAGUUGAAUUGUUUCCUCGUUUUUUAUACGAAUGUCGCUCUACAAUAAGUAGUGUUUAGAGUCCUGUAUUACGUGUCGAUGUUGAAAUGUGUACGAGGUGCUAGAUAAGAGUCAUUGAUGACCGGUUAUACUGAUGUUUGAAUAUUUACUGAAGGGGCGACUAAUGUAGAGGUCUAAGAUAUGACAGCUAUACAUUAGCUAACAUUAAAGAAAAUAGUCCUAAUUUUGCACAACUAAUUAUUGUGUUGUUCCUGUAAGGAACUAACAUAACGCUGACAUGAUGUACAUUUCAUAUUACAAAACAUUCGAGCCACGUGACUGGCGCCUUGUACCAUUGAUGCGUUGUAUGUCGUACAAUACGGGAGUUUAUGUUUCAUUAUUAAGUCUUUAGUGUGUUGUUGAUGUUUUAUUUUCCACUUUUUGACGAUAUUUUUAGGUAUUGGGUCGUGUACAGAUAGAUAAAGUAAGGGUCGAUUCACACAAGAGCCAACACGUGCAACGAAUGAGCGUGGCAUCCGUGGGAAGCGCGAUUCGAAUUGCAAUCGAUCGCUUUGUGUCCUCGUUCGUGAAGUACAAUUAUUAUUAUAAGAACGCUCCAAGGCUGUUUUCGAGGCAUUUGUAUCUUUAACUCGUAUUAUUGUAUAGGAUAACUACAGGACUUGGAGAGAAGUUCGACAAUAAAGAUCUCUACAAAGUGGACAUUAGGGUUUUAAAUAUAUACAUUUAUUGCACACGUAGCUCGCCACUGUAAAUUCGUUUCAGGUGUUCGCUUUUUGACAAUCGACAAAUAAGUCCUUCCGCAUACUAUAAUAUAAAACUGUCGGUGUGUAGGCGAUCCGCCUAGUGUAUAAAUAGUGGGUCACAUCUGGAAAGUGAAAAUUCUCUUGUACAAAACAUUUUAUUAAAUUUUUUCUUUGCACAAAAGUCUUAAAAUUAAGCUAAAAACGAAAAUAACAUACGUAAUAAAGACAUAUACUUUUAAUGGUAGGUAUACACGAAUGAAUUUAUACGGUAGUGAAAAGGACGCGUCGGUCACCGGAGAGUUGGUAGGGUCGGUCGGAUUGUGCUCAAUGCUUGAGUUGUGUUCUGUCUCGCCUUCAAAUAGUGCAGCGGUCUCUGGUCUGAGUCUGUGCCACAAGCCACGUGUCGGGUGUGGUAUCAUACGCGCAUCUCUCGAUCUCGCUUCCAUCUACUGCCUACUAUUUAUACUGUACAAUGUACAUCUCGCUGCACUAUUUAAACGCAUACUUAAUUAUUUUUUUCGUAAUGCAGAAGGGGAAAAUUUAUAAGUUUAAAAAUGAAAUCAACAGGGUAUUUAAGAUUGCUUAAGAUUUAUUAUUUUAUAUUUAUUAUUAUUUAAUAAUGCGUGCUUGCUUAGCGCUGUUUUGUUUGGAUUAAGGUUAUUCUGUCGCGCGCCUGUCGUGCGUACAUCGCGCGUUGCGUGUGCGUGUCGUCGGCGGCACGUGGCUAUCGCGCGAUUCUGCCCUUGUAUUUACUUUUUGUUUAUGUUUGACAGCUGCACGGAAACACACGACUUGAAUAUAUUGACAUUUAUAAAAUACUUGGAACAUAGGGUCUAAAUUUGAAUCUCAAUUACACUUAAGCAUUUAAUUAUGUCAAUCAUAAUAAAAUUUAUUGUAUUAAUGGUUCGUACAACUUUGAAGUUGGUGAUGACAUUUCAGUAGAACGAAACAAGCGUUUGUGUGAUUCAGACGUGUUUAUGCAAUGCCAAGUGUUACAUAUUUGACGCUAAAAACAUAUUGCUUCAGUAUGGGCUCAAAGGUAUUUGUAAUUGGUGUAUUUUAAUAUCCGUCAUAUUUUAACUAGAGUUGUGUGGGUGUCGUGCAGCGGUCGGUCGCAGUAACGCCUUUGUACAUAAUGAGUGCUUUAUUACGCUUUUUUAUAUUAUUUAACAAAGUACAUAUUCGUAUUUCUAUUUUUGCUUUAUAUGUUCAUUUCACACGCGGUAUGUGUGGACGGGAUUCUCUUUGGUUACGUGUGUAAUAAGAGUAACAGUAGGUCGAUACCUCGCACAGUGAUAAUUUAUUGUUGGAGCGGAAAUGUUUUUCUUCCGAAAAAUUUCGCCAAACUUUGCCUACUGUUAAUCUUUAUUACACUAUGUUGGGUAAGUUGCGUCGUGGCGGUCGUUGAUAUUGAGAAAAUUACUUUUAACAUUUCGGGACGCUCUGUACUAUACGUUGUGUCUUCUCUUAAGCUCGACCAAGUAAUCUUAAUUCUUCUAGCAGUUUGCGUGUUCAUAAAAGACAACAAACAGUGCUACAAUUUUGAAAAAUGGUUACAAUUAAUCCGAUCCGUAAUACUUUAUAUAAUUUUAGUUACAUCUGCAUCAGUCAAUUGCCACGACGCAUCAACCGCGAACGAUUGAAGGCCUAUCAAACACACGCCACUGUUGUAACCGGGUGCUAGAGCUGUCGUCACAUCACGCGGCGGGAGGCGGCCUUAAAUGUGACCCAAUCUACCGACAGAACGGGGCAAGGGAAUUUAAACUUAAUUAUUUUGAAUUCUAAUAACUUUACAAUUCGUAUUUCAUUAGUAUCAUUUGACAUUUCAUUUAAGAUGAUAUCAAUGGAAAAUUUAUUCUAUAUUUAUUGUUUUAAAAUUAAAAGUAAUGCGACUUUUAAAUCCUAUGCCAUACUGUGCUGCCGAUAAAUUUCGGGAUUAUCAACUGCCUAUCCUCUGUGAUAUUUAUGUGACUGUCCGUGUGACAACCAGUGAGACUGCCAGCUCCCGGCGCGUGAGCAGCUUGCUUCUUUGUAACUUGUGGUUUAUGUGUAGACGGUAGACAAAAACAUUCCAUUGUCUGUGCUAUGGUCUUUACAGACCUCCGACUUGUCUUAACAAGUGCAAAAAAAUCCUUUCCCGUUCCUCCACUUCUGAAAAGAGUGCUGUCUCAUAGCAAAAUACAGUUAGGAGUAUGAUAAACUAAUAGAAUAGCACAAAAUUCACAUGUGUUCCACGCUGGGCUAUGACCAUCAAUGCAGUGGAUCUUGCGUUGUGGUCAAUUCCAUUGGUAAGUCAUUUUUCUAGGCCUGUGCGCUCUGGUACGUAAGUGCCCUAUCUCGACAAAGUAAGUAAUUACUUAAGAAGACACCUUAAAUGUUUGUCGAUGAAUUAUAAGCCGUACUUUAAACGAACUGUAUAUUUAAAUGAAGCGCGUCAAAGUAGUGUUUUUGUGUCGCAGUCUACACGUGCGUUAGUUGUAUUUCAAGUUUCCUUAUCGAAUAGGUUUUUUGGCGAAUUCCUUUACGCAACGGAGUGCAAUGUCGGGAGAUUAGUGUUUUGUCUCGUGUCUGAUUGUUGUAUUAUUGUAUUUUUAAUAUUAUUGAGUUGCGAGUUGUGUCACAAUGAACGCUGUAGAUGGUUGGUGAUAUACCACAGAGCCUGUUCAACUAUAAGUGGUGUUCGCCGCUGGGGGGUGCGACGAGACGGACGUGCAUGUCUUGUACAAAUAUUCGACGAAUUAUAGCAUUAGUCAAAGAUAUUUGUACACCCAGAUCAGCUGCGAAUAUCGCGUGUAGAUCGAACGUGAUUUGAUGCUGACGUUUAGUGACAAUAUCGUAUCCUCAGGCAAAGAACGCAAGUCUUAUUAAUACUUUCAUUGUUAGCCUGAAGACAUGAAAUAUUUGUUAAUUUAUUUCGGUAAACAAUUUUGGAGGCAUUUAAUAAAAAUUCACAGACCAUCUGUAACGUUUAUUUUGUGAUCCUCUCGCACCGGACCGUUUGGCAUAAACGAGUGACUUUCGACUUUCCUAUCAGGUGCAUAAAGUUUAGGAUUGUAUGAUAUUAGCAGCGAGUGGAGUCAGGACGUGCUGGACUAACUUUUAGAUUUUAGUGCGCGAGGUUAGGACGUAAAUUCGGUGGUGUUGCCGCGUUGUAUUUGUGCUUCUAUUGUAAAUUCGGUUUGUUGUCUAUACAUACAUGCUAAGAACAUAACGUAUUGUGAAACGUCUGUUGUAUAUCUAUAUUUACAUUUUGUUAUUCAAUAAUAGAAUAAAAAUAAUGGUUUGCUAUUUUUAAACAUUUUACGAAACGUUUUAAUAUGGCGACCGAAUUUACGCUCAAAUACAUACGCGUUCUUAAUAAUAAGUCUCUAUCAACGAGUUAGUGUUAGUGUGUACACGUGUUGUUCGCGGACGAGGCGCGGGCGCGGGCGCGGGCGCGGGGAGCGGACGCGGCUCGGCGGCGCGCGCGCCUCGCCGGCGCCUUUAUCUCCUUACAUGUCGCUGCUCGCGUGCGAGUGGACUUCACACGACUCGUUCGCAAUAUAGUGGCUUGGAACUCUUUCUCCUUCAUGGCAGUCGGUAAAAUCACAUAAAUAAAAACUAUCAUUCAUAAUAUGAAUUACUUAAUUAGGCUUCUUUUAAAUAAAAUACAAACAUUACCUAUAUUCUUAUCAAUUGUAGAGUUGUAAGCCACGUUACUGGGAACAUUUUAAAAACACAUUGUACUUAAGGUUGUAAGCGUGUGCAGUCCACCAGCAAGCGAUCAGCUUUUAGUUAUGGGCGGCUUAGACUGUCAGUUUUGACUGCAUAAGUUAAUUAAGAAUUACAAUAGGUCUAUGCCAGUUAUAUUAAAUCUCCAGUGUAUUAAUUUCAGUAAUAAUGAAUGAAUUAUUAAACCUAUUGAUUAUAACACGGUCUAAAAUAACGAAGCAAACUGAUGUCAGUCAAGGCUGGCGGUGUAGCGCGUCUCUUAGGGUUGACCAGUGUAUGCAUUGAGUCGCUCAACUAUUUGUACAGUAUGUAUAUUUUUGUAAAAUUCACUUUUAACUUGCGGUGGCAAUAUUAUGAAAUUUUAAAAUUUAUCUAUAAUAUUAAAACUUAGUACAAUUGUUACGCAGUUACUUUGACCACUGGGGUUUUGUUUUGUAUAAUCUGUCGUUAUAAACUUGUGAGUACAGAAACUAAGGCUAAACUUAAAUCCUCAUGAAAUGUUAAACCUGUCUACGAUUAAUUGUUUCUAUGAAUAAAUCAAUGUUAAAAUGACUGCCUUUAUUACAAUCUGAAUACAAGUUAGUUUGGUGAUAUUGAUGUUAAUACAUAGUUGCACGACUCACAAGCUCGCACUGAUGUCGAACACAGGAGCAGACCGUAUGCGGACGUCCUUAUCUGCAGUUCCAAACAUUGUUGCCUGCGAGUAUCAUCAAACCUUUUGAACAUUAUCACUAAUUAAUAUAAAGCUUCAUUUGGACUGUAAAAAUAGAAUACAAAUGCUUAUCCAAAAAUGGUUUGGGACUGAGAUGAGGAGCGCCAAUACAAGCUGCUCGUUAGAGUUUUACGAUAACGCGCCUUCGCGCACUGCUUGGUUGUGAAUUAGUGUCGCUUACGGUUCCCUACUCCGUCUGCUGUCCGCUGCGAAGUAUUCGCUUAACCAGUAUUGUCGUGCCAAAAAUGUAUGCGCCUCGAUUCCUGCACCCUCUACGCGUCCAGGUUCGGUCCCGCACCUGACUAUACCGGGUCGGGGUAAGAACCAUAGCUGACGCUUCUGAGUGCGGGAAUAGAGGACCGGAGCUUUGAAGCAAUAACGUAUCAACUUAGUCUCAAAUCGAAAGCAAUAAUGACUGGGCCGCGAAGCUGCAGUUUAUUUUACAAAAUUCACCCUCUAUUCGAAUAUAAGGAAUCAUUUUUCAUUGCCAAAAUUGUACUUUUUCAGAUUCUUGUGAUAGCAUUUAGUGCAAACAUGUGUAUCUUUCCGCCAGGUCUAAUAAUACCUGUGCAGGAAUUUAGAUUAUGUAACCAAUGUCCAUUAUAGAACAUUGCAUCCAUAGUAAUACUGUAAUCCGAUCAUUUUGUUCGUCAUAUGUAUGCCUUUAUUAUGUUCAGAUGUUGUACUAUUGGAACCAAUUUUCAUAUUUAUUUCUAUGUUUUCAUCAACAUAAGAUGCGAAUAAAAAGUAUCGCCAAAAUAUCAAAAUUGUGUCCAUUACAGCAACGAUCAGGCGGAGUUAGAUCCUAGCUCAAUUUUAUUAAACAAUAAUUAUAUUAUUGUACUUGCUUGUUAUUUGUCGUUGGAACUGUAGUCAAUUCCCCUUGGCUGACUACACACAAUGUGUACAUCGAUUCCACACUCCCGCCGUUACGGGCAUCGAACUUUUAAGUUUAGCGUUGUGCAGUAUUCUAAAACAAUUCAAUUUACUAUAUACUUGCCAGUCAAUUGACAUAAAUGAACAUCUCAGCCAGGCAUAUGUUGUCUAGCUAUCUUAAGUGGGUCGGAAGCAUAAAGCGAGUGUGUGGAACCGACGUGGCAUCAAAUGUGUCGGCCCAAGUUUCAUUCCACAGCCUGCAUUACUCAAAUAACUCGCAUUUUCUUAACACGGUGCUUGUUUUUGUAUAUAACGGACGACGCGACGCGGCAUUGCUCUUCUUAUAUUGUCACUUUGAAUGUACUUAAUAAAAUUUAGUCAAGGAAUGAAAUUUUCCGUUGUUGGAGUGUUCAAGUUUUUAUAUAUACUUGUAUUAGUUUUGUGCUAGUUUCGUUGUUAGAUUUGACGACGUUGUGUACUUAAUCGUACGAUGCAGUACUUAGACGUUAUUGUAAUAUUAAAUGCUGUUGUAUGGCGGACACGCCCCAUAGUUUAAACUCGUGGCCGCUGCUCGUGCGGGCCACACGUUAUGUAUGAUACAAGUAUGUUGCAUAUGAUUUGAGAGUCUCAGUAGCGCGUUGAGUUGUCGAUCCCAAUGAAUAGUCAAUUAUUCGGGAGAGCGCCGCGUCCCGUCGCCGUCAGCUCGUUUAAAGUACAAUUUACCUUAUAAUCUCGUAUUAUUAUUAGUUGUAAUUGAUGUUUGUACACUACUGUCACUGUUGAGCGGUGGUGAGCGGUGGUGGGCGGUGGCGAGCCGCACGUCGCCGGAGCGCGGCCGGAGCGCGGCCGGCGCGCGUCCGAGCCGCGCUCCCGUUAUAUUGAUACAUACCUACGCUAGCAGUAAACACUCAUGUUUGUACAGUUUUUAACGAUAACACUACUUCUCGUAGGUGAAUAAGCAAGAAAUAUUUUUUAGUAUAAUAAGAUCUAAUCGAAUUACAUCAUAGUGUAACAUAAUAAAGUACUCGAGGUUAACGAAAUUUCAUUUUCAAACUUUCUACGGUCCUUCGUUUAAUGAUCGUAUCGGAAAUUGACUCAGUGGAGUGUAAUUAGAAAUAAACAGGAAAAUUUUAAAUGAUGAGAUACAACUUAAAUAAUGGAUAAGUAAUGUAUUAUAAAUAGUUUUAAGGUAAAAAGUUAUUAUUAACAUUGUAUGGAAAAUUGUGACAAAAUUAUAGUCAUUUGUAAUAUUAA
Molecule: messenger RNA, 14873 nt
Organism: Manduca sexta (tobacco hornworm)
Lineage: Eukaryota; Metazoa; Arthropoda; Insecta; Lepidoptera; Sphingidae
Gene: Tdg
Product: trithorax group protein osa
Exons: 20
Coding region: 1352-5056 (1234 amino acids)
Biological process (GO): base-excision repair, AP site formation
Cellular component (GO): nucleus
Molecular function (GO): DNA binding; mismatch base pair DNA N-glycosylase activity
Source: RefSeq, a predicted model, not a curated record